Cynara cardunculus var. scolymus (artichoke) is the source of this 660-nucleotide messenger RNA. Its product is annotated as CASP-like protein 1. The record is from RefSeq and is a predicted model, not a curated record. Lineage: Eukaryota; Viridiplantae; Streptophyta; Magnoliopsida; Asterales; Asteraceae. The transcript is spliced from 3 exons. Bases 1 to 660 code for a protein of 219 amino acids.
AUGUCAGCCAUUGACAUCACAGCUCCUCCUCCACAUGCGACAAUUGAUAUGGAAAUACCAAUAAAGUCGUCAGCACCACCACCGCCGGAGUACAAGGCGGCCACAGGUGACGGUGGUAUCAAGGGCCAUGGCCACGGGGUGGUUGAAGGGAUUUUGAGGGCGUUGCUGUGUGUAACCAGUUUGGCUGGUGUCAUAGUUAUGGUCACUUCCAAACAAACCGAGCUGAUACCCAUUUCGCCCACCAUGGCUGUACCCUUGGAUGCAAAAUUCAAUCACUCCCCAUCUUACACAUACUAUGUAGCAGCACUUUCAGUAGCUUUCUUGUACAGCAUCGUUACUGGUGCCUCGUCGCUUUUAGCUCUCAUGAAGAUGACCGGAGGAAGCUCGGGAAAGCGGCAGUUUUACAUGGUGAUCAUGGAUUCUCUUUUGUUCGGGAUUGUAGCUUCAGCAGUAGGAGCAACAACAGGAGUAUCAUAUAUAGGACUCAAAGGGAACUCUCAUUCAAGAUGGCACGAGAUUUGCCAUGAGUAUGAUUCCUAUUGUCGUCACUUAAAAGGAUCUAUCGCUUUGUCACUCAUGUCCUCCAUAGAACUUCUGCUACUCGUUUGGCUCGCCGUUUAUGUACUAUCAAAGAAAAUCCGUGUAUCAUCAAAAUAUUAA